CAUACUCUGUCACACUAGCUAGUCGCUCUCCAAGUUCCAAUUCCACCGCUUGGAAUUCAGGUUGAUUGAUCGCUUCUUCGAGCGGCGGAGCAAUGGUUGGGGAACGCUCCGAUAAAGUCAUCGUGGCGGUGAAGGCGGAGAAGGUGAUCUCCAACGCCGCAUUGGCAUGGGCUCUCACUCACGUCGUUCAGCCCGGCGACUGCGUCACCUUGCUCGCCGUCAUCCCUCCCCUCAAAACCGGUAGUAGAUUCUGGAAGUUUCCGAGAUUCACCGGAGACUGCGGGAGUCGGCACAGGGAAGAUUUGCCGGAUCGGAUUUGUCAGAUCUCCGAGUCUUGUUCUCAGAUGGUGCUUCAGUUUCACAACCAAAUCCAGGUAACAGUGAGGAUUAAGGUAGUUUUAAGUACACCUGGUGGUAUUGUGGCAGCCGAAGCAACAUGCAAUGGAGCCAACUGGGUCGUACUGGACAAAAAAUUGAAACAAGAGAGGAAGCACUGCGUGGAGGAACUUGGAUGCAACAUUGUUGUGAUGAAGGGGUCUCAGCCUAAAGUACUGAAGCUGAAUCUGGGAUGCUCAGAUGAACUCCAAACCCAAUUCUUUUCUGCUACUUCUUCACCAGGAACUCGCCUUCAAAGAUUGGAAGAACAUAGGAUGAAUACCACUCCAGUGAGUAGUCCUGAAGAACCUAGUAGCUCCUGCACAAGGACCACAGGAGAAGUUUCAUCAUCAAGUUACGACACUGUGACUUCUCUUUUCCUUGUUUAUGAGCAGAAUCCUUUAUUUGAAGGACAUCAAGCGAGAAAUCACAGACCACAUGAUUUGGAAGACCCAUAUGAAGAACUUGACUCAAUUGGAGAAAGGCUUAUAACUCUGUCUAAGCCCCAAACAUCAACUCUAGCUCAUAAUCAGAGUGUCUUUUGGAUCCCCCAAAACCACAGUAGUGAUAGAAAGCACCCGAAACCCAACACUUAUAAAAAAGCAUACAAAGUAAGAUCUCCCACUUUCCAAACUCUAUUUGACGAGUAUGCACAGUCUGAUCGAGAUACAAGGAAUGGCAGAGUUGAAACCAGGGAAAACCAUAACAAAGGCUACAUUACUAAUGCAAACAUCAGGGAUGCUGUUUCCUUGGGUAGAACUUCCUCAAUACCUCCUCCUUUAUGCUCUCUAUGCCAACAUAAAACACCAGUUUUUGGAAAACCUCCAAAACAGUUCUCUUACCAAGAAUUAGAGGAAGCUACAGACGCAUUCUCAGAUGUUAACUUCUUGGCAGAAGGUGGUUUCGGUGUGGUUCACAGGGGGGUGUUGAGAGAUGGCCAAGUUGUUGCUGUGAAGCAGUUGAAGUGUGGUGGUUCUCAAGCAGAUGCUGAUUUCUGCAGGGAAGUGCGAGUAUUGAGCUGUGCACAACAUAGGAAUGUUGUGUUGCUCAUUGGAUAUUGUAUUGAAGGAAAGUCAAGGUUACUGGUUUAUGAGUACAUCUGCAACAGCUCGUUGGAUUUCCAUUUACAUGGCGUGGCAGGAAACAGAACUCCACUGGAUUAUGAAUCAAGGCUAAAGAUAGCUACUGGAACUGCCCGUGGAUUAAGAUAUCUUCAUGAAGAUUGUAGAGUGGGUUGUAUAGUGCACAGAGACCUAAGACCGAACAAUAUCCUUCUGACUCACGAUUUUGAACCUCUGGUUGCGGACUUUGGGCUUGCUAGAUGGCACUCUGAAUGGGAGACCAACGUUGAGGACCGGUGUAUUGGAACUUCAGGGUAUCUUGCACCAGAGUAUAUAGACAGCGGUCAAAUUACACAUAAGGUAGAUGUGUACGCAUUUGGAGUUGUUCUGUUGGAGCUUAUGACAGGUCGGAGAAUUGGAGAAUUGCAUUAUGUCAGGGGACAUCAAUUUUUGGAAGAAUGGUUGCACCGGUUAGCUACAUCAGAGCCGAACCAUAUCUCACCAAUUUCCUAUCACUUACUGGAUCCAAACAUGGCCUCCGAAUCUCCCGACUUCCCCUAUCAACUACAGGCAAUGGCUCGUGCUGCUUCCAUGUGUCUUCGAAGAGAUCCUGACUUCAGACCCUCAAUGUCUAAGUUGAUCAGAGUACUAGAAGGAGGUGAUCCAGUUGUUCCUAUUGGCCUGGACUUGAACACAGUUGGCAGUAGAAGUGGCCAUUUGCCUGGAGUAAGCUCACAAAACCAGCCUAAACCCAGAGGAAAUCAUUCUCGUAAACUAUCACAUUGAAUAUCUAUCUUUUGAGCAGAAACAACUUGCAUCAUAUCUGGCAUCUC
Molecule: messenger RNA, 2269 nt
Organism: Fragaria vesca subsp. vesca
Lineage: Eukaryota; Viridiplantae; Streptophyta; Magnoliopsida; Rosales; Rosaceae
Product: inactive protein kinase SELMODRAFT_444075-like
Exons: 8
Coding region: 93-2222 (709 amino acids)
Biological process (GO): protein phosphorylation
Molecular function (GO): ATP binding; protein tyrosine kinase activity
Source: RefSeq, a predicted model, not a curated record